AUGGCUCAGACAUUAGCACUUCAGUUUCUUACUUUACUCCUUUUCUUCUUCAUGAUUGGUCAAGGCUUUUGUACCAGAGACUUGAAGGUAGUGUUGGGGGAUCAGAACGAAGAACCAUAUAUUACACAGUAUGAAAAUACUAAACCAAAUUUUGUAGCUUCAUAUGCCAGCACAAAACACAACAACCAUAUUAUACGUCUUGAAAAUCUAAAUGAACUCGAUAAUCAUGAAGCCGAACAACCAGAUUACAUUACCGGGUAUAGGACUCGUGCCCCUGAUUCCAAUAAACCCUACAUAACUUCCUAUAUUAACCAUGAAACCAAACAACCAGAUUACAUUACCGGGUAUAGGACUCGUGCCCCUGAUUCCAAUAAACCCUACAUAACUUCCUAUGGUAACCAUGAAGCCGAACAACCAGAUUACAUUACCGGGUAUAGAACUCGUGCCCCUGAUUCCAAUAAACCCUACAUAACUUCCUAUAGUAACCAUGAAACCAAACAACCAGAUUACAUUACCGGGUAUAGGACUCGUGCCCCUGAUUCCAAUAAACCCUACAUAACUUCCUAUAUUAACCAUGAAACCAAACAACCAGAUUACAUUACCGGGUAUAGGACUCGUGCCCCUGAUUCCAAUAAACCCUACAUAACUUCCUAUGGUAACCAUGAAGCCGAACAACCAGAUUACAUUACCGGGUAUAGAAAUCGUGCCCCUGAUUCCAAUAAACCCUACAUAACUUCCUAUGGUAACCAUGAAACCAAACAACCAGAUUACAUUACCGGAUAUAGGACUCGUGCCCCUGAUUCUAAUAAACCCUACAUAACUUCUUAUUGGUUAUUCCACUGA
This is a messenger RNA of Vicia faba (fava bean), 843 nucleotides long. The record is from the annotation of a GenBank genome assembly. Lineage: Eukaryota; Viridiplantae; Streptophyta; Magnoliopsida; Fabales; Fabaceae.